This is a messenger RNA of Nelumbo nucifera (sacred lotus), 2679 nucleotides long. RefSeq names its product calcium-dependent protein kinase 26. Gene Ontology annotation, biological process: protein phosphorylation. The record is from RefSeq and is a predicted model, not a curated record. Lineage: Eukaryota; Viridiplantae; Streptophyta; Magnoliopsida; Proteales; Nelumbonaceae. Gene Ontology annotation, molecular function: ATP binding; protein kinase activity.
AUAUUUCACAUUUGUUGGGAUGCGAACUGCAAUUUGAUGAGGGAAAACUCACAUGAGGAUGAGUUUUUUCAAAAAAUUGUCAAUCCCCAUGAGUCAAUGAAGUUCCCUCAAAUUUGCCAAAAUAAUGCUUGAAUUUUAACUUAUUAAUUGUGUUAAGCCCCGAGGUCAUAAAAAAAAAAAGCCAAUAGCAGAUAGCUGUGAAGUGGUAUAUAAUAUUGAUAUAGACAAACUCACCAUUAAAAAAAGCGUAAUUAAAACUGGAUUUCGCGUCCGAAUUCCGAAAGGGAAUUAUUUUAUUUUAACAAACCAUCACAAAAAUUUAGUGCUUUGCAGCACCGGAAAAUUGUAAAAACCCAUAGAUGGUCGGUCCGUCGGUCGGGCUUGGUCAGAGUUCCAAUGGACUCUUUUGUAGUGGUUCUCUCUCCAGUUUACAGAAGCAUUGGAUCUGCUGUGUUUACUGGCAAGGUGACUUAGCAACGAUUGAAGAAAACUUCUGCUGUGUUAGAGUUUUGAGCUUUGACCAUUCAAGAGCUGUAUCUUCUAGAAUCCUCCUGUCACCAUAAGAAUCGUUUUCAAACUUCAACUACUACAUGGGGAACUUCUUUCAUUUUUUCUUGACCCUGUUUAUACGUUUUGAAAAUUGGAAAAAUUGAUACAUAGAUUUGACAAUAUGGUUUCCCCAUUUCUGAGGAACGGGGAAGAGGAGGAACACUAGAACACAGUUUGGUAUUUUGGAUACAAAGAGGAUUUUGAGAGUUUGGUAUGGCUGUUGCCAAGAGCAACAGCAGCAACUCWUCAUCGACACAACCGUGCAACUGCUACAAAGUUGCAAGCCUGACUGAAACAAUCUUGGACACAAACAAGACCUCAAAGUUGGAAGAUAGAUAUGUUUUGGGAGAGCAAUUGGGUUGGGGACAGUUUGGAGUCAUCAGGGCAUGUUCAGAUAAGUCAACCGGAGAGGUGUUGGCAUGCAAGUCCAUCGCUAAGGAGAGAUUAGUCACACUGGAUGAUGUCCGCAGUAUCAAGCUUGAGAUUGAAAUAAUGAGUCGGUUAUCUGGGCAUCCAAAUGUUGUGUAUCUCAAGGCGGUUUAUGAGGAGGAGGAUUAUGUGCAUUUGGUGAUGGAGCUUUGUGCUGGUGGAGAGCUUUUCCACCGGUUAGAGAAACAUGGGAGGUUCUCCGAGUCUGAGGCCCGGGUGCUUUUCAGUCAUCUGAUGCAAGUUGUGAUGUAUUGUCAUGACAACGGCAUUGUUCAUAGAGAUUUAAAGCCAGAGAACAUUCUCUUGGCUACAAGGUCAUCUUCCUCUCCAAUUAAAUUGGCAGAUUUUGGUCUUGCAACCUACAUCAAACCAGGGCAGAGUCUGUUUGGUACAGUAGGAAGCCCAUUUUAUAUAGCACCUGAGGUACUGGCAGGGGGCUACAACCAGGCUGCUGAUGUGUGGAGUGCAGGGGUUAUCCUUUAUAUUCUCCUUAGUGGCAUGCCACCAUUUUGGGGGAAAACUAAGUCAAGGAUCUUUGAUGCUGUUAGGGCAGCUGAUCUUCGGUUCCCAUCUGAACCUUGGGAUAGAAUAUCUACUUCUGCCAAGGACUUGGUCCAUGGGAUGCUUUGUACGGAUCCUGCAAAAAGGCUCACUGCUGCUCAGGUUCUAGAUCACUCUUGGAUAAAAGAUUGUGGACAAACAGAAGAAGAACAAAAUGAAUGUGACGGCCUAAGUUGUCUGCAAUUGGACUUGGGUAGUGGAUCUUUCUCUACCACACUAAUUGCCAGGAAUCAGGACUUCAGCUUUAGUUCCCCUAUUUCUGGUGAUUCUGAAGUGGGUUGUUCUCCUGCAUUUACAUGUAGAUCAUCAUUUUCUUCUUUCUUGAUUGAUCCCGCCACACCUCUCUUGGUUUCUGGUGGAUUUUCUUUUCACGGUCGUUGUGAAUCAAAUAGCCCAGUGUUCUCUUCUCCAAUUUCCUCAAUGCCAAGCUUUGCAUUCUUUAGCCCCAGCCCUGCAGUUGAGCAAAGGAAUAACAACUCACUGGGUUUCGUGGCCAAUAUAUCAGGAGUUAAUGCAGUCCAGAGAGAAACAAGCACUGGGGAACUCUUUUUAUUGCCGGAUUCUACGACUUGCUUUGGGCGAGAAGCAGGAGAAACGGCAAACAAGGCAGUAGAUGCACGAAGAGGGGGAGUAACACCUGCAUCUAGGGUAUUUGGCAUCCACAGCAAGAGAAACCGUACAAUUGGGCUUGGGGAACUUGAACAGCUUGAUCUCAUGGAGACUGAGUCGGUUAUCCGUUGGGCAUCAUGCACACACCUCCCGAGUGCUGCUUCUCUUCGGUCCUCCCUUGUUUGUUGAUGAAUAGAGCAAUGUUUGGCAGAGGAUGACCAGCGAACUGAACUUGGGGCGGGACUUGGAUGCAGGAGUUGGUCUAGGCUUUGAAAAAUUUGGUGGUGUUUCUUGGUAAUUGAGUCUGAAGUGGCUGAGAAAGCUUGUGUUGGUGCCAGUUGUAGUUAUAGGCUUGACGGGCAGGGGUCGUGUAAUGAAUGAGUGCUGGUGCUUUUGUAACUUGAGUAAACUGUUAGUUUGUUUAUAUUAGCAUAGCUAAGUAAUAAUAGGUCACGGCUUAAUAUGUCGGAGCUUCAGACGUCCAACUUCCAAAUUCAAAUAUCCAUGUGUUAUACAGAGAAAUUUUCUUCC